Messenger RNA from Pterocles gutturalis (yellow-throated sandgrouse), 879 nucleotides. RefSeq names its product 2-oxoglutarate and iron-dependent oxygenase domain containing 2 (gene OGFOD2). NCBI's taxonomy places the organism in Eukaryota, Metazoa, Chordata, Aves, Pterocliformes, Pteroclidae. Gene Ontology annotation, molecular function: L-ascorbic acid binding; iron ion binding; oxidoreductase activity, acting on paired donors, with incorporation or reduction of molecular oxygen. The record is from RefSeq and is a predicted model, not a curated record. The transcript is spliced from 5 exons. The annotation marks the transcript as partial.
GUUGAGGCAGAAGUUCAGAGAAGAAAACAGUUAAUUCAUCAGUCAGUGGAACGCAAAGCCAUCAUCUCCAAGCGCUACAAACAAAAACACCCAGAAGUGUACACUCUGCAGGAUUCAUUCCUGGCCCCAGAUUUUCUAGAAAUCGUGAGAUACUGCACAUCGCCAGAUGCUCAUCUCCAUGGUCUCCUGCGCUACAUUGAGCCCUUCUCAGAUAAGAGGAUCUAUCGGCUCCCAGUGUUCACCGAGGAGUUCUGCCAAGCCUUUGUGGAAGAGCUGGAGAACUUUGAGCAGUCGGACAUGCCCAAAGGCAGACCCAACACCAUGAAUAACUAUGGGGUUUUGCUAAAUGAGCUUGGGAUGGAUGAGACUUUCAUCACACCUCUGCGUGAAAAAUACCUGUGGCCCAUAACAGCGCUGCUGUAUCCCGACUUGGGAGGCGCUUGUCUGGACAGCCACAAAGCAUUUGUCGUCAAGUACUCUCUAAAUGAAGAUCUGGAUUUGAGCUCUCACUAUGACAAUGCAGAAGUCACCUUAAACGUUUCUCUGGGAAGAGACUUCACAGAAGGCAACUUGUACUUUGGGGAUUUCAGCCAGGAUCCUACCCCUGUGCCAAAGUACAUAGAGAUCGAACACGUGGGAGCCCAGGGGCUGUUACACCGCGGAGGGCAGAUCCACGGGGCGCUUCCCAUUGCCUCCGGGGAACGCUGGAACCUCGUUGUUUGGAUGAGAUCGUCUGCCAUCCGUAACCGGCUCUGCCCCAUGUGCAACAAGAAACCCGAGCUGGUGGAAGCAGAGGGCUUUGGAGAUGGGUUCACAGAAACCCUUGAAGACGAUGUGCCCGAGACUGUGAAUCUCUGCUCCUUGUGGUAGCAGACAGUG